ACAGAGUCACAGAAUGCUGAGCAGUCAACAGCAUUUCUUGUUCCAAGAUCACCCUUCUGAGUACCUCUCUGGCUGCCAAAUUGCCAGGGCCUUCAUAGUUUGAUUCCAUUUCUCAGCUCCAAGCAUUGGGUAAACCCACCAAGCUAGGAUUGCACCAGUCCUGUGAUGGCGUUUGACGUCAGCUCCUUCUUUUGGGUGGUGCUGUUUUCUGCCGGCUGUAAAGUCAUCACCUCCUUGGAUCAGAUGUGCAUUGAGAAAGAAGCCAACAAAACAUAUAGCUGUGAAAAUUUAGGUCUCAGUGAAAUCCCUGACACUCUACCAAACACAACAGAAUUUUUGGAAUUCAGCUUUAAUUUUUUGCCUACAAUUCACAAUGGAACCUUCAGCAGACUCAUGAAUCUUACCUUUUUGGAUUUAACUAGGUGCCAGAUUAAUUGGAUACAUGAAGACACUUUUCAAAGCCAUCAUCAAUUGAACACACUUGUGUUAACUGGAAAUCCUUUGAUAUUCAUGGCAGAAACAUCGCUUAAUGGGCCCAAGUCACUGAAGCAUCUUUUCUUAAUCCAAACGGGAAUAUCCAAUCUCGAGUUUAUUCCAGUGCACAAUCUGGAAAACUUGGAAAGCUUGUAUCUUGGAAGCAACCAUAUUUCCUCCAUUAAGUUCCCCAAAGACUUCCCAGCACGGAAUCUGAAAGUACUGGAUUUUCAGAAUAAUGCUAUACACUACCUCUCUAGAGAAGACAUGAGGUCUCUGGAGCAGGCCACCAACUUAAGCCUGAACUUCAAUGGCAAUGAUGUUAAAGGUAUUGAGCUUGGGGCUUUUGGUUCAAUAGUCUUCCAAAGUUUGAACUUUGGAGGGACUCUAAAUUUGUCUGUUAUAUUCAAUGGUCUGCAGAACUCUACUACUCAGUCUCUCUGGCUGGGAACAUUUGAGGACAUUGAUGACGAAGACAUUAGUUCAGCCAUGCUCAAGGGACUCUGUGAAAUGUCUGUUGAGAGCCUCAACCUGCAGAAACACCACUUCUCUGACUUCUCAUCCACCACAUUUCAGUGCUUCACCCAAAUCCAGGAAUUGGAUCUGACAGCAACUCACUUGGCAGGGUUACCCUCUGGGAUUAAGGGUCUGAACUUGCUCAAGAAAUUAGUUCUUAGUGUAAAUCAUUUUGACCAAUUGUGUCAAAUCAGUGCUGCCAAUUUCCCCUCCCUUACACACCUCUACGUCAGAGGCAACGUGAAGAAACUUCACCUUGGUGUUGGCUGUUUGGAGAAACUAGGAAACCUUCAGACACUUGAUUUAAGCCAUAAUGACAUAGAGGCUUCUGACUGCUGCAAUCUGCAACUCAGAAACCUGUCCCACUUGCAAACCUUAAACCUGAGCCACAAUGAGCUUCUUGGUCUCCAGAGUCAGGCAUUCAAAGAAUGUCCUCGGCUAGAACUCCUGGAUUUGGCGUUUACCCGCUUACACAUUAAUGCUCCACAAAGUCCCUUCCAAAACCUCCAUUUCCUGCAGGUUCUGAAUCUCACUUACUGCUUCCUUGAUACCAGCAAUCAGCAUCUUCUAGCAGGCCUACCAGAUCUCCGGCAUCUCAACUUAAAAGGCAAUCACUUUCAAGAUGGGACUAUCAUGAAGACCAACCUACUUCAGACCGUGGGCAGCUUGGAGAUUCUGAUUUUAUCCUCCUGUGGUCUCCUCUCUAUAGACCAGCAAGCAUUCCACGGCUUGGGAAAAAUGAGCCAUGUAGACUUAAGCCACAACAGCCUGACAUGUGACAGCAUUGCUUCUGUUAGUCAUUUUAAGGGAAUUUACCUCAAUCUGGCCGCCAACAGCAUUAACAUCAUCCCACCCCAUCUCCUCCCCAUCUUGUCCCAGCAGAGCACCAUUAAUUUCAGUCACAAUCCCCUGGACUGCACUUGCUCGAAUAUUCAUUUCUUAACAUGGUACAAAGAAAACCUGCACAAACUUGAAGGCUCGGAGGAGACCACAUGUGCAAACCCGCCGUCUCUAAGGGGAGUUAAGCUAUCUGAUGUCAAGCUGUCCUGUGGGAUUACAGCCAUAGGCAUUUUCUUUCUCACAAUAUUUUUAUUAUUGUUCACCAUUCUGCUCUUUUUUGCAGUUAAAAACCUUCUCAGGUGGAAAUACCGACACAUUUAGUGCUGAAGGUUUCCAGAGAAAGCAAAUAAAUGUGCUUAGCAAAAUUGCUGUAAGUGAAGAAACUGUCAUCUGCUGGUGACCAGACCAGAAUUUUCAGAUUGGUCCUGGAGCUGGGCAGGGACUCACUGUGCUUUUCUGAGCUUCUUACUCCUGUGAGUUCCAGAGCUAAAUAACCUUCUAGGCAAGUACACCGAACCGACUCAGGCCAGAGGGCCAGAUGCUGCUGUGAGAGGCACAGAACCCUUUCCGCAUGUGGAAGAGUGGGAGGAAGCAGCGGGAGGGGCUGGGCAAGGACUGCCAGCUCCAGAGUCACCCACAGGGAGGCCGUUCCCCUUCUACUCACCGACAUCCCUUCCAGCACCCCACACCCCUCCCCUGAAAGGAGAUCAUCAGCCCCCACAAUUUGGCAGAACUGAAGCCAGCCCGCUACCCACCCCAGCCACAGCAUUGUGCUUGGGUCUGGGUUCUCAGUCAUGUAGCCAUUUGAGAAACUUAGUUGGGGACAAAGUCUCAAUGCUUAUUUUAAAUGAAAAAA
Molecule: messenger RNA, 2686 nt
Organism: Mandrillus leucophaeus (drill)
Lineage: Eukaryota; Metazoa; Chordata; Mammalia; Primates; Cercopithecidae
Gene: CD180
Product: CD180 molecule
Exons: 3
Coding region: 166-2151 (661 amino acids)
Biological process (GO): cellular response to lipopolysaccharide; positive regulation of lipopolysaccharide-mediated signaling pathway; B cell proliferation involved in immune response
Cellular component (GO): extracellular matrix
Molecular function (GO): protein binding
Source: RefSeq, a predicted model, not a curated record